UUUUGCCUUUGUGUUUUGGGGGCCUUAGUUUGGAACUGAGGGGAAUUUGGGAGUUGCUACCUCGGGGUGUCUGGGAUGUACUGCUAGAAGUUAGAAUUUCCACCCUUCCAGUGCUACCAAGCAGGUGAAGGACAAUGUCUUCCCACGACUCUGGAGCGGCCUUGGGGCUCGACUCCCAGCCCAGCUGCAGCACUCCAGUGCCUGUCCCAAGGAAUUCCUUCCUGGCACGGCCUCUCCCUUCCCCGUGGAGCUGCUCCCUCGCCCUGCUCGGCCGGGAGGACAUCGUGGAGAGCUACACUGGGGACUCCUGUGAGCUGGGGGUGGCUCUGCUGGACUGCAGCUGCUCGGCCCCGGACCCGCAGCUGGUGCGCAGGAUCGUGGCCCAGGUGGAGUUCUACCUGUCGGACGAGAACCUGGCCAAGGACGCCUUCCUCCUCAAACACGUGCAGAAGAACAAGAUGGGCUUUGUCAGCAUCAAGCUGCUGACAUCCUUCAAGAAGGUGAAAUACCUGACCCGGGACUGGCGCCUCACCCUCUACGCCCUCAAGUUCUCGGCGCUGCUGGAGGUGAACAAGGAGGGCACCAAAGUGAGGCGGCGGCUCCCCAUCCCCGAGUACCUGCUGAGCGUCCCCCCCAGCAAACUGCUGCUGGCCUGGGAGCUGCAGCCGCGGGAGCAGGACCUGCCUGUGCAGAAAAACUUCCUGGAGACCAUCACGAGGAUGUUCAGCCCCUUCGGCGCCAUCGCCUCCAUCCGCCUGCUGCGGCCGGGCCGCAAGCUGCCCUCGGACGUGCGCAAGUUCUGCUCGCGGUUCCCCGAGCUGCUGAGCCGCUGCUGUGCCCUGGUGGAGUACGAGAGCCUGGAGAGCGCCCGCAGAGCCUUCGAGAGCCUCGGGCAGCGCGACUGGCACAGCAUCAGGGUGGUGCGGCUCUGCGGCAAAGGGGGCAAGAAGAAACCCGGGGAGGAGCGGCCGGGGUGGAAGGGGGCUCUGCCCUUCCCCUGCAGCCUCGAGGAUUCCCUGCCCAGCAGCUCUCCGCAGCCCGAUGAUGCCUCAGGCUCGCUGUCCCUCCUUCUGAACCAGGAUCUGAUGGCUCCCACCUGGCCUGGCGGCGACUUCACGGCUGGGAACUCCAGCGCUUUCCCCAGCAAAGGCUUCUCUCCGCUCGGGGCGGGCGCCGAGAGCCGCCGGGCGAAGCCCCUCGGGCUGUGGGACGGGGUCCUGCCCCUGCCCCGCAGCCCCCGGGGCACCGCGGGCUUCGGCAGCAGCUUCGCCAGAGAGGAGCUCGCCCUCCGGCGCUGA
Molecule: messenger RNA, 1298 nt
Organism: Ficedula albicollis (Collared flycatcher)
Lineage: Eukaryota; Metazoa; Chordata; Aves; Passeriformes; Muscicapidae
Product: la-related protein 6-like
Exons: 5
Coding region: 135-1298 (387 amino acids)
Biological process (GO): RNA processing
Cellular component (GO): nucleus
Molecular function (GO): mRNA binding
Source: RefSeq, a predicted model, not a curated record